Molecule: messenger RNA, 949 nt
Organism: Triticum dicoccoides
Lineage: Eukaryota; Viridiplantae; Streptophyta; Magnoliopsida; Poales; Poaceae
Product: agamous-like MADS-box protein AGL61
Exons: 1
Coding region: 5-949 (314 amino acids)
Biological process (GO): positive regulation of transcription by RNA polymerase II
Molecular function (GO): DNA-binding transcription factor activity, RNA polymerase II-specific; RNA polymerase II cis-regulatory region sequence-specific DNA binding; protein dimerization activity
Source: RefSeq, a predicted model, not a curated record
UGCAAUGGGGCGGAAGAAGAUCGUAAUCCGGCGCAUCGAGAACAAGGCUGCACGGGACAUCUGCUUUUCCAAGCGCCGGGAAGGGCUGUUUCGCAAGGCGAACGAGCUGGCCGUCAUGUGCGGCGCCGAGGUGGCCGCCGUCGUCUACUCCCCGGCCGGCAAGGCCUAUUCCUUCGGCCACCCCUCCGCCGAGGACAUCGUCGACCGCUUCCUCCGCCCCGCGGAGCAGGCCGGGGCGGCGGGGGCUGGCAAGGGCGCCGCCGUCGACCCGGACCGGCUGGCAGAGCUGCAACAGAAGUACAACAAGCUGUCCACGGAGCUGGGUGCGGUGGAGAAGUGGAAGGAGCGCUGGGGGGAGGCCAUAGCGAAGGGUCGCGCGGAGGGGAGCCAGGCGGCGGCGUGGCUGGACGCAGUCGCAGGCCAGCGCGACAUGGGGGACGCGGACAUGCUGGCCUGCAUGGCUGCGCUGAGGGACGCGCAGGUCACCGUGGCGGCGGGCGUCAACCAGGUCCUCCAGGACGGUCGCCGUGACCGGGAGGCAGCCCUCGCGCCCCUGCCGCCACAGCUACUCGCCGGCGGCGGUGGCUUUGAGCUCGGUGGGACGGGGCAGAUGAUGGCGGUUAUGCCAACGCCGGGGUUCGCGGUCGGGGGCGGGUUUGAGGUUGGUGGCACCAGCGCCAACGGCAGGAUGGAGUCGCUGAUGACGGCGAUCGCCGGCGGCGGUAAGUUUGAGCUGGGUGGCACCAGCGUGAAUGGAGGGACGGACCAGAUGGUCAUGGUGAUGCCAACUCCGGGGUUCGCAGGCGGAGUUGGGUUUGAGCCAGAUCCUUGGUUUGAGCUCGGUGGCACCAGUGCCAACGGCGGGAUGGAGGAGAUCAUGACGGCGAUGGCCGGCGGAGGAGGGUUUGAGCUGGGUGGCACCAGCGUGAAUGGAGGGAGCUGGGUUUGA